CCCACGGAGUCUUUCACCCGUCGAGACGGCCACGGUAGGGGCGCCCGCCACGUUGCCUACCAGGGACUCCCGAGGUCUGCACACGAAUCGUGAAGCUGAUUGUUGUAUCUUUCCAAUCAUUCUCCUGACUCGCGGUACCUUUCGAUCUCAACACCAAACUUCUGUCUUUCUUCAUGCCUUCGCAUUGCUUGGUGUUUAAAGAAGUCACAGCGUUGAAUUGCAUCGAAGUUCCCUGGUUCAGAUUUGGAACUCUUUCUUCUCUUUCCAUUAGAACAUCCAUCACUCACUCUGCGUGAACUCUCCCCCCGAAGCACCCCACAAUGGCCUCCCUACCAACCACAACACCCCCACCACCAACACCCACCUUCCUCCUCCUCUCCUAUCCAGCCCCCCGCGUCCUCCUCAUCACCAUGAACCGCCCCAAAGACCUCAACUGCAUGAACACGACCGCGCAAUGGGAAAUGGACGCCGUCUGGAAAUGGCUCGACGCCGAGCCCAACCUCUCCGUCGCCAUCAUCACGGGCACCGGGCGCGCCUUCAGCGCCGGCGCCGACCUCAAAGAGUGGAACUCCUCCAUGGACACCGGCGCCGACCCCAACAGCCGCAUGGGCAACGCGCCCGCUUUCACACCGCUUUCACGACGGCUCGGUAAGAAGCCCGUUAUCGCAGCCGUCAACGGCCUCACCAUGGGCGGCGGGACGGAGUUCAUCGUCAACUGCGACCUCGUUGUCGCGGCCGAGGAGGCGUACUUUGGGCUGCCGGAGGUCAAGCGCGGCAUCUCGCCUAUAGGAGGCGCUCUGCCGCGGCUCAUUCGCACGAUUGGGCUGCAGCGGGCGAGCGAAUUCGCGCUGACCGGGCGGAACGUCACGGCCCAGGAGGCUCUAGCCUGGGGGCUUGUGAAUAAGGUUGUGCCGAAGGGGGAGCUGAUUAAGGAGGCGGUCGAGUACGCGACGGCGAUUGCGGUAAAUAGUCCUGAUGCUAUCAUAUGCACGAGGGCGGGGAUAAGGCAGGGGUGGGAGACGGCGGCUGUGGAGGAGGCAGUGGGGAUUACGAUGGAUAGGGAGUUUGCGGAGUUGCAGAAGGGGGAGAAUAUACUGGAGGGGCUGAAGGCGUUUAGUGAGAAGCGCGCGCCGGUGUGGAAGGCGAGCAGGUUAUAGGGGUGUGAUGUUGAACUUGU
This is a messenger RNA of Mytilinidion resinicola, 1177 nucleotides long. Its product is annotated as enoyl-CoA hydratase/isomerase. The transcript has a single exon. Gene Ontology annotation, biological process: fatty acid beta-oxidation. NCBI's taxonomy places the organism in Eukaryota, Fungi, Ascomycota, Dothideomycetes, Mytilinidiales, Mytilinidiaceae. Gene Ontology annotation, molecular function: enoyl-CoA hydratase activity. Bases 321 to 1157 code for a protein of 278 amino acids. The record is from RefSeq and is a predicted model, not a curated record. Gene Ontology annotation, cellular component: mitochondrion.